This is a messenger RNA of Symbiodinium necroappetens, 1705 nucleotides long. The record is from the annotation of a GenBank genome assembly. NCBI's taxonomy places the organism in Eukaryota, Dinophyceae, Suessiales, Symbiodiniaceae.
AUGUGGGAUGCGGCACACCCCAUUGCGACCUCCAGUGUCAUGCCCGUAACGACAACUUUCGGAAGGAGGCUCGACGACUUUCAGCCUGACGAGUGGAUCGACGCUGAGGUGGUGCUGCCAGAUUCGGAUGCAGGUUCACAGCUGAGACGACUGCAGAUGGGGAGCCCGAUGCCCACCACCACGUCGACCACAGUCGUGCCUGUCACAGAGAGUUCUUGCUACCAGGACCUGACAGAGGCCCAGCAAGAUGCGGUUCGUACGCUGGCAUACAGCAUCACGACCUGGCACUUGUGCAAGAAUCCAUCUUGCUCGUGGCCUGACGGCAUCCCGGAGCCCGAUGCACCUUGCCUUGAGGUUCUUGCAUGGUUCGAUUCCUCGUUAUAUUCCCGGACUUGGGUUGACCUGACUGACUCGAAACGCUCAGCGCUGGAGCUGCUGGGAUGGGCAAGCUCACGCUGGGUGCAAAUGGACUUUCCUCUAUCCUAUGCUCAGCUGUGGAGCGAACUACAACCCAGGCAGCAAGAAGCCGCCACCUUCCUUGGCUACAGCGUGGAGACCUGGGAAAGAUGUGAAAGGGCAGCGCCGUGCAUAACUCGCCUAGAGCUGCUGGAGACGAAGUGGAGCACCAUCUCCUGGCGCGAAAUGCAGCAGCCAUUUCAAGACAGGUUGAAGGAGCUCGGUUAUGAUGAGAAGCGAUGGACAAAUGGCGACGGCGCCACCUUGAAGAAGGCCUACGUGGAUCUCACCGAUGCCGAGACGAUUUCAGUCAGACUGGCAGGCUAUGUUUCUGACACGUGGGAUGGCUGUCCAGAUGCUCAGUGUGAAGAGCGCUUCAGUUACCUGAAGAGAAAAUACAGCGACAUCCAGUGGAGUGCCCUGACUGUUGCUGAGCGGCGUGCUUGGCAGCUUCUUGGGCACACCGAGAAUCUGUGGUUAGGUGGAAUGAUGAACACCGUCAGCAUGCAGUUAACCUGGGACGAGCUAUCUUUGGAGCAGCGAGCGCAGGCCGAGUUCCUUGGAUUCUCCAUGGGAACCUGGCAGGGCUGCAACGACAACUGGGGACAGGACACCGGAAACAACACCCAGAGCGACGACUUCAUUUCAAGCAGCAUUGAAAGGACGGUGCGCUCGCGCAUGGUCAUUCGACGGCCCUUCGCGGAGGUCUCCGGCAAUGUUUAUGGUUCUGCCGUGGACAGACUUCCUACUUCCUUCAUUCAGGUCUUCGAAGAAGCCAUUGCAAGGGCGUUGUUUUGCAGCAACCCCCCUCUCAGCGAAGAUCCGAGCACAUACGUGGACACUGACGGGAAUCCUCUUUGCAUCCAGAAAGGCAUCUACGAAACGCAGAGACACCGCGUCAAGGUCAUGACAGUGGUUGAAGGAUCCAUCAUCGUGGAUUUCUUCCUGGCAAGGAAUCAGACGGUCACGGAACUUCCAGCCCCUGCACUCUUCGAGUCACUGCGCCGGAUGCUGGAGCUGAAGACAUCCCCGUUGUGUCAGGAUAUGCACUUUGGCAAGUUCGCUCAAGUUGCUCACAUGGAGGAAAUUCCUCUCUCCUUACUUUCCGAAGAUGAGCUCGCGAAAGCUGCUGUCUUCGAAGUGAUGCGGAACCAAUAUGGACCUGAAACUGCCUGUCAGCUGCUCUCGGAUGCUCGAGAAGGUCCCGUGAAGUGCCCCACCACAACAUCAGCUGCAUCAACGACGGGAG